AUGUCCUCUUCACAACCAAGCAAUUCAUCUGUAUCCUCUUCUUCUCCAUCUUCAACAUGGAAAGGAUGGUUCAAUCAAAAGUUUUGUGAGGGUCUUGUUUUGCUGGACAUUGUUUGGUAUCAAGUGAUGCACAUUCCGUGGUUUUUGAGGAAUGAACUCAAUUUAAUUUCCCAUAUUGAUGAAUAUCAUGAUCAUGAUGAAAAGAAAAAUCGAUUGAAAUAUUGGCUAUUGAAAGGUUUUGGACAAGUGGUGAGAAAAUUAAAGAGAUUUCUCUAUGGAAAGGAUCAUGAGAAGAAUUUCUAUUUGAAUUAUGGAAUUAGAUAUGCCAAUCAGAGAAGGAGACAAACUGUGCAUGAGUAUAUUCCAUUUAAACCAGAUCAAAGUAAUAGAGUUUAUAUAUUCUUGCAUGGUGGAACGUGGCAUAGUGGAUCUGCUGAUUUGUAUCAUCGAUUUGCUAGUUUCGUAUCUGGACAAAAGAAUCAUGCAUGUUAUAAUUUGAAUUAUAGUUUAUUUCCACAAGUUCAUUUGGAGGAAAUGAUUGAGGAUGUAGAUAGGGGUGUUAAUUAUGUUAUUGAACGUGUGAAUGAAAAAAUGGAUAAUCCAGAAAUUAUUCUUGUUGGACACAGUGCUGGAGCUCAUUUAUUUUCACUCAUUUCACUUAAUAAGAUUUACAAUAAUUUCAAUUUUGAAAAGACGAAUUGGAAACUUGAACAAGUUAAAAAAUUAGUUCUCCUUUGUGGAGUUUAUGAUAUGGCCACUCACUACGAAUACGAAAAGACAAGAAAGGUUCAUGAUAUUUCACCAAUGUGGAAGAUUUGUAAAGGCACUCAUAGAUUCCCUCUCUUUUCACCAACCUUAAUCAUUCGUUCGAAUAAUGUGGCCAAUCCAGAAUCUGUCAGUAAAUGGCCAUCCACUUCAAUUGCUCAUGGAAAAAAGGAUGUAACAUGUCCAUGGAUUCAAUCUCAAGUUUUCCAUCAGGAAUUAUCUGCACUGUGUCCAAACUCUGUCAUUCAACUUCAUCCAUUGGAGCAAUUCUUCCACGGUGAUUUGAUAACAAACUUUAUGGGAAUUGAAAGAGAUUUCGAUAAGAGAGAUCAAAUUUGGAAAAUUAUCAAUUCUUCCCUUCAAUAA
Naegleria gruberi is the source of this 1131-nucleotide messenger RNA. RefSeq lists its product as uncharacterized. NCBI's taxonomy places the organism in Eukaryota, Heterolobosea, Eutetramitea, Acrasida, Naegleriidae. The transcript has a single exon. Bases 1 to 1131 code for a protein of 376 amino acids. The record is from RefSeq and is a predicted model, not a curated record.